GAAGACGCCAUUGCGAAGCGUCCUUCUUUCCACGCACCAAAUGCCAGCAAAAGGAGAAGUCUCGAUGCCCCUUUUCGAUCCUCGCGCUGCUGAAUGGAGCGGGCGGUACCUCAUCCGAGUUGAAGGGAACUCUUCUACGUAGGUAUUACAAAUAUAGUAGGUGGCACUUAUCUUCUCAUCCUCCCCACCCCCUUACACUCAACGUUUCUACACGUGAUCCGCAUCCCUUCCAACGUCACCGCUGGUCUUCACUUCACGCAUUCCGCAUGCGGGGACCAAAAAAAAAACCAUGACAGAUACAUACCGCACCGUUACACCAUCUUAUUACUUUAUACACACACGUCAUAUCCAUGAGGCGGCUACAGCGCAUGAGUCGGCAGGUCAUGCGGCCCCAUACGUGGCCGACAUUCAGCAGCUGCCCUGCCGUAUGCACGAUAGCGCGCAGGUGGCAAACCACGCCGCCUUCGACCCUCUCUCCACACGGCAACCCAGCCGGCAUCGCCAUUGCCUCCCAAGCGUCUCCCGCGGUGGGGAACUUGAAUGUGAAAAUGAAAGAGAAGGGCUUUCACCAUUCUACGCCGAACUUCAACGCGGCGGAGCUGUCGGCGUCCAGUGCGGUGGACCCGGAGACGCUUGCGGCGGACAUCGUGACAGAGAGCGCCGUCGGCAUCGACUUUGUGCGCGACAUCUACGGCCCCUGGCUGGUCAUGACGGACGACUUGCAGGGCGAGCUCUUUGUGGACCACGACCGCUUCGUCUACUACCGCCCUUCCAACGGACUCGGCUACGGCAUUGGCACGCUCGAAAUUCUCGACGCCGGCACCACCGGCACGGCCUUCACGUUGCAGCUGGAGAGUUACACCUACCAACAGGCGGACACCGUCGUGCCACAGUACGGCCUGAAGUUCGACGUGACCGGCAUGGUGAACAGGGUGACCACCAAGUCAUCGGAUUACACCACCUUCUCCCUUAUCGGGGUGUGGCGCAGAGUCAACCGCAACAACACACAGUCGGCGCUGCUGCCCUCGCAGAAGCACAAGCACGGUCCGAAAGGUGGAGACCCGGGAACGGUUCGUGAGACAUUACACGAGGAAAACCACACAGCAGCCACCGGGCAGUUCAACGCGGCACGACUGCCUGUGAAGGGCGCCGAAGCGGCCUUAAAGCCUUUUGUGCCGAACGCGGAGCUUCAAAAUGUCUUUUCACAAGUGUUCCCGGAGCACCUGCGGGCCAACUCGCACCUGAAACGCGCGGAGCAAAACCGCCUGGCUGCCGCUGACGCCAAUCUUGGCGGCUCUGUACAGACACCAUCGACGAAGAAUCUGUCUCGGGAUGUCGCGCAUAUUGACCUCGACAAGUACGCGGUCGGCAGCGUUCCCGGCUUGUACUAUAUCCCAGACUACAUUUCCGAGGCGGAGGAGGCGCAGAUGCUCAAGUUUAUUCGCGACACCCCGCAAGAGCUGCGGUCGAAACUGACAAAGCGCACCGUGCAGGAGUGGGGCUGCACCAUGUGUGAGGAGUGUCAGAAGAGCUUCGUCAGCAACGCGAACAUGCCUCCUUGGGUGCAAGAGGCACUGGACAUGCAGGUGUACGACGGCCUUUUCACCCCCACCACGUUCCCGAACAGUGUUCGGAUUCACGAGUAUCAGCAGGGCGAGGGCAUUGGUCCGCACUGCGAUGGGCCGAUCUACGUGCCCAUGGUCACCGUGCUGUCGCUUGCGUCAUCGUGCCUAAUGAGCUUCUACCCCAGGCAAGAUCUCUACGAGAACCACCCGAUGGACCACUACAAUGACACCUUCAAGUUCGCCGAGGGCGAGAUCGGGCAGCGCGUGCCGCUGCAAAGCGUUGUGCUGGAGCCUCGGUCGCUGCUGAUCUUCUCAGGUGAGGGCUACUACCACUACCCGCACGGUGUGUCGGACAAGGCGCAGGAUGAUCUCGCGGCGGAUCUCGUGGGCGAGGUGGUGAAUCGUCCGUUUCUGCGCGACAAGGAUGUGCAGAGCAUUCCGCGGACGUUUCGUGCGAGCAUCACGACGCGCAAUUUGAUGACGCGGUGCAACCACCAACCGGAGCGUGCCGAGUACGCCAUGAAGCGGGCGUGGUAUAUUUAUAACCACCUGCCCGUGCCACAGCCCCUCUACACCCCGUCACCACUGCAGUUGCCGCCGUCAUCAUCGGCGAAAUCAAGCGCCUCCUCUUCAAAGUCACCAGCUCAGCUUCAUUCGCGCAAUGGCCUAGGUCGGCCGGAGACGGAGACGGCAGUCGACAGCGCUGAGAUCGUUGCGGCUAUUGAGGAUCUCCGUGCGGACCAGGAGAAGCUGCGUGCGGGUGUGGAGGAGUUGAAGCAGCUCCUGCUCGCGCUCGCUCCCGCGCAGCAGACGUUUCAAGGUGAGACGGCAACCAUCUUAAAUCACCUUUCCUCCACCAUUCUUGAGCUGGAUGGAAAGAUGGACGAUGUGCUGGACGCGCUUGCCGAUCGCAACGGGCAAGCCAAGGAGUGA
Messenger RNA from Leptomonas pyrrhocoris, 2498 nucleotides. RefSeq lists its product as hypothetical. The transcript has a single exon. Bases 549 to 2498 code for a protein of 649 amino acids. NCBI's taxonomy places the organism in Eukaryota, Euglenozoa, Kinetoplastea, Trypanosomatida, Trypanosomatidae. The record is from RefSeq and is a predicted model, not a curated record.